This is a messenger RNA of Notolabrus celidotus (New Zealand spotty), 2055 nucleotides long. RefSeq names its product leiomodin 2 (cardiac) a (gene lmod2a). Bases 343 to 1839 code for a protein of 498 amino acids. The transcript is spliced from 3 exons. The record is from RefSeq and is a predicted model, not a curated record. Gene Ontology annotation, biological process: myofibril assembly; muscle contraction; pointed-end actin filament capping. Gene Ontology annotation, cellular component: myofibril; striated muscle thin filament. NCBI's taxonomy places the organism in Eukaryota, Metazoa, Chordata, Actinopteri, Labriformes, Labridae. Gene Ontology annotation, molecular function: actin binding; tropomyosin binding.
GCACGAGCCGCUGAUAAGCUCUCAGCGCAGGCCACUCAGAGGGCUCACAUUCCCGAGGUAAGUCUAUCUCCAUGGCCCCCAUCCAACACCCUAAAAAAAGACGGGGCCAUUAGAGGCGCGGUGGCCCAACCCUUUCCCCCCCUUCCAGUCUCCUCUGGCAGCACUAGAUGAACAAGGACUCUCUCAUCUGUCACCAGUAGUCCAUCCCUGAUCUCAAAGAAUCUUACAGAGGAUGAGUCAGUGAGCAGAAGGAGAGUCAAGCAGGAACGCCAGAGCAGCUUAAGUAGAAGAAGAAGAAGCUCUGAAGAAAGAAGCUCAGAGUCCAAAGACAAGCCCAGAACCAUGAGUACCUUGGGGUACCGCAGGGAGAUGAAGAGAAACGAGGACGUGGAUGAAGACGAGCUGUUGGCCACUCUUUCCAUCGAGGAGCUCCAGGAGCUGGAGAGGGAGCUGGCCGUGCUGGAUGAUAACAUCCCGAUCGGCCUGAGGCAGAAAGACCACACUGCCAAAACACCCACAGGGACCUUUGACAGGGACUCUCUGCUGAAGUACUGGGAGGACGAGAACAAGAACCUGGUGAAGGAUGACAGGAUGCAGUCCAAUCUGGGACAGGAGGGACGCCCGGAUAACAUCAUGGAGGAGCGGGCGCCGGUUUCCACCAGCAUGAAGAGCCGGACGCUUGACGGUGACAGGAAGAAGACGUCACAGAAGGGGAAGAAGGCGCCGGGCGUUGGUGGUAAAAACGACGUGAAGGAGAACGAAAAGACUGACGUGUGUAAGAAGGAGGCUCAGAUCAGGAGUAAGUGUCCUCCAAAGAAUGCUGCGCCGAAAGCCUGGAGGGGUGACUCAAACAGGACUGAAACCACAAACCAAAACCUGAAGGAAGACCCUGACAGACCGAGCGGGAACCCGACCAUCAUUGAUAAAACUCUAGAGCAGAUCCUGAGCGACGAUCCCGCAGUGAGCGAAGUCAACCUCAACAACAUCGAAGAUAUUUCCCAAGAGACCUUGCUGCGUUUUGCAGAAGCCCUGUGCGUAAACACCCACGUCCACGUCUUCAGCCUCGCCAACACCCACGCAGACGACCGCGUCGCCUUCGCGGUCUCCAAGAUGCUCACGGCGAACCGCAGCAUCAAAAACCUGAACAUUGAGUCCAACUUCGUGUCCGGUCAGGGCAUCCUGGCUCUGCUGGCGGCGCUUCAGCGCAACAGGACUCUGGUGGAGCUUCGCUUCCACAACCAGAGGCACAUCUGUGGCGGGAAGGUGGAGAUGGAGAUGGUGCAGCUGCUGAGGGAGAACACCACUCUGCUCAAGCUCGGGUACCAGUUUGACCUCCCGGGCCCGAGGAUGACGGUGACCAGCAUCCUGACGCGCAACCAGGACCAACAGCGACAGAAAAGGCUCCAGCAGAAGAAGGACCAAAGUCCUCCCGAGGCGUCAGAGCAAGGUCCCGGUUCAUCUGCAGAAAACAAACCCCCGAAGAAGCCUUCGCAGUCCUUUAAGAAGGUCGAGCAUGAGAACAGGAACCCUCCACCCUCAGACCCGCCCACGAGAAAGAUCGCUGAAAUGGUCAAACAGCACGAAGGCUCCAACGUCACGAAGACUCAGUCGCACCAGAAGAAACCCAAAUCAAAGAAGCUUAAGAACGGCGCAAACGAAAAGGAGAGCGCGGAUAUUCUCAAAGACCUGAAGAACUCCUUGAAGCCGUCGGUCCAGAAGAGACGAGACGAGCCGUCGCGCCUGCCACAGCUGCAGAGGUCGGGCCGUGACGACCUGAUGGCCGCCAUCCGGGGGAGCAGCAUCAUGUCCUUAAAAAGGGUGGAUCCAUCGCUGGCCUGAACUCACCUGACCUGUUCUCACUUUGUAUUCAAGUCUCACAUUUUUUAAAUUCACACAAACUGUCACUUUUUAAAAAGCAUCUUAUUUAAUUUGCACAAACUGUAGCAGCAGACUGUGAUUCCUUUUGUCUUUUCACAUUUCACUUGAGCAUUUUGUUACGGUGUGAAGAAGGGAUUGAUGAAACUGCAAAUGAAUAAAGUUACCUUCUGACUUUCC